Biomphalaria glabrata is the source of this 2226-nucleotide messenger RNA. Its product is annotated as bifunctional polynucleotide phosphatase/kinase-like. The record is from RefSeq and is a predicted model, not a curated record. Bases 248 to 2137 code for a protein of 629 amino acids. Lineage: Eukaryota; Metazoa; Mollusca; Gastropoda; Planorbidae. Gene Ontology annotation, biological process: DNA repair. The transcript has 17 exons. Gene Ontology annotation, molecular function: double-stranded DNA binding; polynucleotide 3'-phosphatase activity; protein binding.
AGACUAUCGAUUAGAUCUAUCUUCUAUAAAUUUAGAGCUCGAAUAUGUCAACAUUUGUCUAAACGUGGAUAUGUAGAUCUAAAAUAAAUUAUAACUAGAUAUAACCUAGAUCUAUAUCUAGAGAUAACAACAACGGAACCAGAGAGGAUAGAUGACCACUACAUUGGCACUUAAACUAUAACAUAAAUUACCUAUCUAGUUAAUAAUGCAAGAGAAGCCUUGAGAUUAACAGCUGCCAACUUCAAGAAUGCCUGGAUCAUGUCAACUCAUUUGCCUGCAGAAAAUGCAUGCACCUAUCGACUUACCUGAUGGAGUACCUGUGAACAUUGGUCGCAGUCCUGAGACACAAAUAACUGAUCCCAGGUGCUCAAGAAAUCAAGUUCUAUUGAUUGCUGAUUGGAAGAACCAGAGAGUGCAAGUGAAGCAGCUGGGUGCUAAUACAUCUGCAGUAGAUGGCAAUGAUAUUGGUCACAAUACUGAAGUCGUUAUGACCCCUGACUCAACAUUGUUUAUUCUUUCAGGUCAUUUUCCUCACAGAGUAGUAUUUGAGGACAUACAUAGGACUAGCCCUAAGUCACCUGAACAAUAUAAAACAAGUCAUAUUAAAGAAUCUUCAAGCAAAAAAGAAACCAGCAAAGAGUCCAUUAGAGAAAAAGAUAAAAAUCAUGUGUCCAAACCAUCCAAAAGAAGUCUUGCUGAAAGCAGUGACAUGCCAGAAAAGAAAAAAACAAAGACAGAAGACCGUGGUCAUGUUUCUGGAAAAUCAUCCAAACCUGAAGAUGGCAAAAGGGUCAAGGACAGCAAAGAGAAGGUUUCAAAAUCAAGCAAUGGAGAUGAUGACGAGCAUCAACUGAAAAUCAUCGAAGAAAAACUUAAGCAGCUGAAAAAAAAUAUCCAGGCAGAAAAGAAAACAAGCCACAAUGAAAAGGAUAAAAAGUUGAAGCCAUCUCCAUCCUUAACAACCACUGCCAUGGUUAGCUCAAGCUCUCUACUUGUAGCUAAAGAAAACUCGUGGACAACAGAAGAACACCUGUAUGUCCUGACCUCCAAAGGAGUUAAAGCUAGAAACAAGAUAGCGUCAUUUGACCUUGAUGGAACCUUGAUUACAACUAGUUCUGGCAAAGUAUUUCCUGUUGACUCCAAUGAUUGGAAAAUUGCUUACCCUGAGAUAUUUAAUGAGAUGAAACGCCUCCAUCAAGAAAAAUACAAAAUUGUUAUAUUUACAAAUCAGCUAGGUGUCUCCAAGGGUAAAACCUCUAUAGAAGAUCUGAAAAGUAAAAUAGAGAAUGUUGUCACCAAACUACAAGUGCCUGUCCAAGCUUUUGUAGCAACUCAUGAUGGAGAAUUCAGGAAGCCAUGUGAUGGAAUGUGGGAAAUGUUGAAAAAGCAAUAUAACAAUGGUCUUCCUAUUGACCCCAAGGAAAGUUUUUAUGUUGGAGAUGCAGCAGGAAGACCUGCCAACUGGGCACCAAAGAAGAAAAAAGAUUUCUCUAAAAGUGACAGGCUGUUUGCUCUCAAUAUUGGCCUGCCAUUCAAAACCCCUGAAGAAUUUUUCUUACAUCAGAAGGCAGCUCCAUUUGAAAUGCCUCAGUUUGAUCCUAGGAAAUUGAGCUCUAAAGAUCCUUUACUGUCAUCUUCCACUCAAUUGACUAAAGGGGAUAGAGAAGUAAUAGUACUGGUUGGAUUUCCUGCCUGUGGGAAAUCAUUUUUUUCAAAUGAAUUGUUGAAACCCAAAGGCUAUGUUGUUGUAAACCGAGAUACUCUGGGCAGCUGGCAGAAGUGUGUCAAACUAGUCAAUGAAUCUCUACCUAGAUCUAGUGUUGUUGUUGAUAAUACAAAUAUCACAAAGGAUGAAAGGACACGCUAUAUUGAAUGUGCCAAAAGAGUAAAAGUGCCUUGCAGGUGUUUUGUUUUCACCACCUCUAUAGAACAGUGCCGGCAUAAUGAAAAGUUUCGACAAAUAACUGACAAAUAUCAUGAAAAAAUUAAUGAGAUGAUCUUUAACAGAGUGAAAUCCAAGUAUGAGAAGCCUGACCCGAGUGAAGGCUUUUCAGAAAUAGCUGAAGUGAAUUUUGUGCCAAGAUUUUCUUCUCCAGCCUUAGAAGCCAAAUACAAAAAAUUUUUGCUAGAGAAAUAGCAUCUAUUAAAUUAUUUCUAACAAUUGAACAAAUUAUAUCAUCACCAUGUUUCUAGACACUAAAAAUAAACAUAAGUAUUACAAAUACA